AAACCCAGCGGAGAGGAACCGAAGCCCCUUCAGACCCUCUGCGCUCCGGUGCGUAAAAGUGGCCUCUGAGCAAAAAGGAAGGACAUGAACGCGCUCCUCCUCCUCCUCGUCUCCCUUUUGACCCUGCUGACCCUCGGACGGGGUCGGGGUCAGAGUCAGAGCCCAACGGCCGCGGAGGAAGGCGAGCAGUGCUCCACGUGCGAGUCGAGGCAGCAGAGUAAGCUGAUGCGCCUGCGCUCCAUCAAGGCGCAGAUUCUGAGCCUGCUGCGCCUCGAGCAGGCGCCCAACGUCAGCAGGGAGGCCGUGAGGCAGCUGCUGCCCAGAGCGUCGCCGCUGCUCGAGCUGUUGAGCCAGUACGAGCAGAAAGGAGGGAUGGCCGACGACGACGAGGAGCAGGCCACCACCGAGACCAUCAUCGCCGUGGCCACGGAACCGCAACGCACAGCGCAGGGAAACAAUGCGCCGCGCUGCUGCCUGUUCUCACUGAGCCCGAAGAUCCUGCCAGACAAAAUCGUGAAGGCCCAGUUGUGGUUCCGCCUGCGAGUGGGCCGCGAUGCCACCACCGUGUCCAUGCAGCUGUCUCGCCUUAACAGCCGCUCCAGCAUCCGCUCGCUGCGCCUCUCCGUGAACGCGCAGACCAACCCGUGGCAAAGCAUCGACAUAAAGCAGUCGCUGCAGGCCUGGCUCCAGCGGCCCGAGAGCAACUUCGGCAUCGAGAUCAAGGCCGUGGAUGCUGACGGGAAGGACUUGGCUGUCACUUCCGCCGAAUCAGGAGAGGAGGGGCUUCAACCUUUCCUCGAAGUGAAGAUAGCAGAGAGCCCGAAGCGCUCCAGGCGGGACUCGGGCCUGGACUGCGACGAGCGCUCCACGGAGUCCCGCUGCUGCCGCUAUCCCCUCACCGUGGACUUCGAGGACUUCGGCUGGGACUGGAUCAUCGCGCCCAAGCGCUACAAGGCCAACUACUGCUCCGGUGAAUGUGAGCAGGUGCACCUGCAGAAGUACCCGCACACGCACCUGGUGAACAAGGCCAAUCCUCGCGGCACCGCGGGACCCUGCUGCACGCCCACCAAGAUGUCGCCCAUCAACAUGCUCUACUUCAACCACCAGGAGCAAAUCAUCUACGGCAAAAUCCCCUCCAUGGUCGUGGACCUCUGCGGCUGCUCUUGAGCUCAAUGGUGGCGCCGGGAAUAUUUUGUAGUGCGUGCUUAGCUGAACUGUAUAGAGCACGUCAAAUCAAGGCCUUGGGCCAAAAUAGAAGUUUGGCCCCUCCAGAGUCCCCCAGAGCCCCCCCAAAAACCAAUGUGCCUCAGCCAAGACCAGUGCACUCAAAUUCUUGCAAAUUACACAUCAAAUUACAGUGAUGUGGCAUAAAUAUUGAAAGUCCAACAUAAAUAAUUAGUAAUUGCAAAUUUUAUCCUUAUUUUUACAAUGAUAUGGUUUUCAGAAGCAGUGCCACCUAUUGGUAAAUGAAUGGCACAGCAUCUACACUUGGUGAAUCACUUUCACUGAACUUUUUGUCAUUACAAACAAUGAUAUGUUGGAUAACGGAGUAUAAACUAGUUUGAACUACUUACAUAAUUUUGGGUAUUAUUUUAUAUGACCAGGUUUGGGCCAUACGCAAGCUAUGACAUUAGCGUUAUAGCUAAGUCAUGAGGUGUUGCUAGCUUCAUUUAGCUGCUAAGAUGUUAAACUUGCCUGAUAAGAGGCCAAAUAUCAGUCACCACCACCAUGUCGCUGUUGUCGGAAGAAAACCCUGUAUCUCCAAAAUGAUAACUUUACAGGAAAAGGAAAAAACCUACAUUACUUUUAAUGUAAGUCAAUG
Messenger RNA from Colossoma macropomum (tambaqui), 1822 nucleotides. It is a transcript of the gene mstna, whose product is annotated as myostatin a. Bases 85 to 1167 code for a protein of 360 amino acids. Gene Ontology annotation, biological process: SMAD protein signal transduction. The transcript is spliced from 3 exons. NCBI's taxonomy places the organism in Eukaryota, Metazoa, Chordata, Actinopteri, Characiformes, Serrasalmidae. Gene Ontology annotation, cellular component: extracellular region. The record is from RefSeq and is a predicted model, not a curated record. Gene Ontology annotation, molecular function: growth factor activity; cytokine activity.